Erythranthe guttata (spotted monkey flower) is the source of this 989-nucleotide messenger RNA. RefSeq lists its product as uncharacterized. The record is from RefSeq and is a predicted model, not a curated record. Lineage: Eukaryota; Viridiplantae; Streptophyta; Magnoliopsida; Lamiales; Phrymaceae.
UCGGUUUCGGAUACUGCGUUCAAACAAGUCCACGUUCAUUAUAUUUCCCUCGCCCCUCCCUCCCUAUAUAUAUAUAUAAAUAAUAAUAGUAUUCCCUCCAAUCCCAUAACAAAGUUAGAAAGAAAGAGAGAGAAAGAGGGCGGGAGAUCGAUUCUAGAGAGAGAAAAUGGAAUGGAAAAAAUGCUACCUGGACGUGAUACUUGUGCCACUAGGGUUUUCACUAUGCAUGGGCUAUCACGUGUGGCUGUGGCAUAAAGUACGCACCCAGCCCUUUUCUACUGUCAUCGGAACUAAUUCCCGCGGCCGCCGUUUCUGGGUCUCCGCCAUCAUGAAGGACAACGAAAAGAAAAACAUCCUGGCGGUGCAGACGCUCCGAAACACGAUAAUGGGGUCGACGCUAAUGGCGACGACCUCAAUCCUCCUCUGCUGCGGCCUGGCCGCCGUGAUAAGCAGCACCUACAGCAUCAAGAAGCCCCUAAACGACGCCGUGUACGGGGCCCACGGCGAGUUCAUGGUGGCGCUCAAGUACGUCACGCUCCUCGUCAUCUUCCUAUUCUCGUUCGUCUGCCACUCGCUCUCGAUCCGGUUCACGAACCAGGUCAACUUCCUCAUCAACUGCCCCCCGGACACCUCGAGCGGCGUCGUGUCGCCGGAGUACGUCGGGGAGCUGCUCGAGAGGGGGUUCGCGCUGAACACGGUUGGGAACCGACUUUUCUACAUGGCGAUGCCGCUUAUGCUUUGGGUAUUCGGGCCGGUGCUCGUGUUUCUGUGCUCCGCCACGCUGGUGCCGGUGCUGUAUAAUCUGGACUUUGUGUUCGCCGCCGCCGCCGAGAAGAGGAAGUCCGGGGCGGAGGUUGGUGGUGGGAAUGAGCAUGACUGUGGAUCUGUGUAAUUGUACGUGGAUUAUUAAUUGAUGAAACGGUGUCGUUUUUUAAGUUUCUUCUCUUGAUUAUAUAUCAAUGGUGGAAUUAACGUAAUAUUUUCUUCUG